AUGGAUCCAACAGCACAUGCUACAUCACAGCCAUCAACUACAGAUCAAUUUGGUGCAAAACUGAAAGAUGCUUGUAUGAUAUUUCGAUUCUACUCGAGUAUCGUGCUCGUUAUCGUUGGAAUGAUCGGCUCAUUACUUUCAAUAAAAGUCUUUUCAUCAACAAAGAUUCGACGGAACUCAUCGAAUGAAUAUUUAAUAACAAUGAGCUUUAUUGUGGCUUUACUUCUAUUCAAUUUCUUCUGUGACGAAGUUCUACGAUCAAUCGUACAUGACUUUAAUGUUGAUUUACCAUUAAACCUAAUCGACUUAUCAGGCCCCCUUUGUAAAUGUUCAACGUAUUUUCGUCACACAUUGCGCUUUGCUGCACAUUGGAUUGUUGUUGCAUUUACAUUAGAACGUCUUAUUGUCGUCUAUUUUCCUUUACAAACAUCUGUCUUGUGCAAUCCACGAAGUGCACGGCGAAUCUGCUUCGUUAUCCUCGUUCUCUCCUUUCUUCUCCCAUUUUAUUCAUUCAUUAUGUCCGAUGUCAUUGAAAAUAAGAACCAUAAUUUACUCGAAUGUGAUAUAAUGGAUAAAUUCAAUCGAAUUUAUUUCUAUUUGACCAUUAUUUAUGGUAAUUUAACAUUGACAUUUCCCAUUUGCAUUGUUUGUAUCGUCAAUAUUUUAACUGUUCGCCAAUUAUUACGCGCUGGCCGUCUGAGGAAAAAACAACAGCAGUUGCGACAAACAAAAAAAAUUGAUAGCGCAAAUAAAGAAUAUGUAAAUAUGAUUGUCAAGAAUCAAUUAGAAAACGAUAAAGUCACAUGGAUGCUCGUUGUUAUCUCGAUCACGUUCGGAAUAUUAAACUUUCCCUAUUUUAUUCUCUGGCUAGUCACUUGUAUCAUACGCGUGCGCGGCAAAAGACCAUCGGACUAUAUGGAAUCAGCGAAAAUGGUCGCUGAAGUGUUUUAUUUGCUCAAUUAUAGUUUGUACUUCUUUCUCUAUGUGAUUUCUCGACGAAGUUUUCGUAAAGUUCUGAUCGAAAAGAUGCGCUGGCGUUGUGACUGUUUCGAUCAAUGGCGUUUGAACGAAAUGCGUCUCGAUAGCACAGUACGUUCUCAGCAAUCGCCCAAGCCAACGGCCAUAUACAAUGGCAUGACUAACACAAGUUUCACUAGUCGAACAUCGAUAACACAUUUACGAAUGAGUUCAAUGCGUCGUGGACAAAUGAAUCAAAACUCGAAAAAACUUCCAAGUGAUCGUUUGUAUUCAUUGGUUAUAGCUGAAGAUGUCAACGGAAAUGGUUCGAACAGCGUCGGAAAUGCUGUUUGA
Adineta ricciae is the source of this 1311-nucleotide messenger RNA. The record is from the annotation of a GenBank genome assembly. NCBI's taxonomy places the organism in Eukaryota, Metazoa, Rotifera, Eurotatoria, Adinetida, Adinetidae.